Molecule: messenger RNA, 4511 nt
Organism: Labrus mixtus (cuckoo wrasse)
Lineage: Eukaryota; Metazoa; Chordata; Actinopteri; Labriformes; Labridae
Gene: olfml2ba
Product: olfactomedin-like 2Ba
Exons: 8
Coding region: 275-3007 (910 amino acids)
Biological process (GO): signal transduction
Source: RefSeq, a predicted model, not a curated record
CAGCGCUGCAGACGCAGAUACCGGCUGCGCUCUCGCAGAGUGCACACUUUCUCCACUCUCUAAAUUAUCCCGCGUUAUCCGUGACAAUGAAAAAGAUGACGUCGCGUUUAAAAGCUUGACUUAUCUCAUGACACCUCUCCGGAUACAUUUGUUUUAUUCUGGAGCCACAAGCAGGCUAUGCAACUUUCUUGGCAGCUACUUUAUUUAGUGACGGGCUGUGCCUGCUAAAGUACUUGUAGAUUGUUUCUAUAUCCGCUGCUCUUUUAGCCUCAUCAUGGGUAAGUUAUGCAUUGUCGUCGUGGUGUGCUGUGCGCUUUUUCCACGGGGCUCUGCGGCGCCAGUGGCCGGGGGUGAAGAUCCCGGGUCACAGUAUGAGAUCAGCGCAGAGCAGGAGGAGCGGCUGCAGGAGGAAAGAGAUGAUCAUGAGAGCAUCCUCUCUAAGCUGCUGGGUGAUUAUGACAAAGUGAAAGCCCUAUCGGAAGGCUCUGACUGUCGCUGUAAAUGUGUUGUCAGACCCCUGAGCAGGAGCGCCUGCAGGCGGAUCGAAGAAGGGAGCGCCUCUGCGCAGGACUUCUACACCGUGGAGACCAUCUCAUCCGGACCAGAGUGCAAGUGCGCCUGCAUUGCUCCUCCGUCAGCAGUCAACCCGUGCGAGGGGGAGUUCAGGCUGAAAAAACUUAGGGAAGCUGGGAAAGGGAAUAUCAAGCUGACCAGCAUCCUGGAGCUGCUGGAGGGCUCCUUCUAUGGCAUGGAUCUACUCAAGCUGCACUCCAUUACCACCAAGCUCAUGGGUCGCGUGGAACACAUUGAAAAGGUGGUAUCUUUGAACAACACCAUGGAUGAGGUGAAGCCCCAGGAGAGCCCUCGGAUCCAGGUAGAUGUGACUGAACGCUCACCCACCCCUUCAUCCAACCGGCAUCAGGACAAAAAGGGAGUCAGUGGGGUCAGCGGGGUCAGCGGGGCAGCGGUGUAUCAAAACCCAGAGGGAAAGUAUGAAGAGAAGUUUAUUGAGGGAAAUCCAUCUUUCCUAAAGACAGAUGGUUCUGCUCAGAUCAUUGAGGUCAGACCACGGGUGACUAUGAAGAACGUGGCUAACAAGGAGACUUCUCAGGUGUCGAAGACUGGCCCCAAUGGAAUGAUCAUCAGAGGGAUGACUUUUUAUAAAUCUGAGCCAGAUCCGAUGGUGGCGGAUGACGGGGAACCUGGAGAGAACUUAUUUGAGUAUCAUGGAUUCAGUGGAGAAGGCCCAAAUAACCUCUUCAUCGAGGAAAGUCUUCUUCAGCACAGAGACGCUCUCCCCAGGCAGGGGGCUGGACCAAAAUCACCUCGACCAAAGAAAACAGGUCCAUCCACCAGUUCCAUGAAGACCAGCAGCAAAUCAACAGAACAGAAAUUAAAUGAGCCCAGCUCGAACAAUCACUUCAUCAGUGUCAUAGAAAUCCAAUCAUCUGAUUUGUCUAAAGAUGUUCAGAGUGACACAUCAGUCAUGUUUGGUCUUACCACCACAGAAACUUCACCUCUGACUACUCAAAGAGUCUCUACUGGAACCUCUAAGUUUCCAAGUCCUUUGAUGGCUGAAUCAACCGGUACACCUCUAAGUGUCACUGCCAAGGACACAACUAAAACUACAAUUAACACAACCGAGCCCUCUGUAAAUACAACAGCAGAGAAAAUACUACAACAUUUGACAUCAAGAAAUACACCAACCACUGGCAUGGCAACCUCCACUGUAGAGAUAAAAGCCAUAAUGCAAACUAAUCCAAGCACAACUGCAGCUCAUUCAAGCACAUUUGCACCCAACCCAGCCACAGAAGCUUCAACUACAAGCCCGACUUCCACUAUGAGAAUCACAACACAAGCUGCCCUGACCACAACAGAUUCCAGCACAGCUGCCUCCACCCAGGCUGCUGCCACAACACCAGACUUAGGAAUUAAAUCUACCCUCUCUCCUCGCUGGACUCUGCCUCCAACUACCCAGAGACUGAUCACUACUUUGCCACACACUUCUCUGCCUUUCACCACACCUGAGCCUACCUCGUCUUUAGCUACAACUACCACAACAACCACCACUACCACCACCACAACUACUACUACUACUACAAGGCCGGGCAAAAGGAAAUACAAAAUAAGCUGGGAUGAGGAAGAAAGCGUUGAAGGACACCCAGAAUUAGGCGAAGCAAUGCAAAGGGAGGAGGAAUCUACUUCAAGAAAACCUGGGGAAUGUAAGGACACUUUGGCAACGAUCUCACAGCCAGUGACUCACAAUACCUAUGGCAAGAACGAAGGAGCAUGGAUGAAGGAUCCAAAGUCUGACGAUAACAAAAUUUAUGUUACAAACUUCUAUUAUGGGAAUAACCUUCUGGAGUUCAGAGACCUGGAUGUUUUCAAAGGAGGCAGAUUUACAAACUCAUACAAGCUUCCUUACAACUGGAUCGGCACAGGCCAUGUGGUCUACAAUGGAGCUUUUUACUAUAACCGUGCCUUCUCAAGAGAUAUCAUCAAGUUUGACCUGCGCCUACGCUAUGUCGCCGCCUGGACCAUGCUGCAUGAUGCUCUAAUUGAGGAGUCGUCGGUGCCAUGGGAAUGGCGCAGCCACUCAGACGUUGACUUCGCUGUGGAUGAGAGUGGGCUGUGGAUCAUCUACCCGGCGCUCGAUGACGAGGGCUUCUUACAGGAAGUGGUUGUUCUGAGUCAACUGAACCCUUCAGACCUCAGCAUGCAGAGGGAGACCACCUGGAGAACCGGGCUCAGGAGAAACCACUAUGGAAACUGUUUUAUUGUGUGCGGAGUCCUGUACGCUGUCGACAGCCACAACAAGAAGGAGGCCAACCUGGAAUACGCCUUCGACACGCACACAAACACUCAGAUGAUUCCCAGAAUGCCUUUCACCAACAACUACACCCACACCACACAGAUAGACUACAAUCCCAAAGAGGGGGUUUUAUAUGCAUGGGACAAUGGACACCAAGUCACAUAUGACAUUAAGUUUGCCUUAGUGGACCCUUAGUGAGGGUUUAAAGUAGUUAUUUUAAAAACUAAAGACUAUGGUUUGGAUGGAUUGUAGAUCAGUCCACAUGGCCAUCAGUAUGGGGACAAAGGAGGGCCAAAUGUAUAAAUAUAUUUCGGUAUGACUAAAUGUUUUUUAAGAAAAUUUUAAAAUAAAUUAGCAAUGAGCCUAAUUCCUCUGUUAACACAUCAUGAUGUACUGUAUAUAUUGUUAUACUGUAAAAACAAAAAAGCCUUACUGGUUAAAUGAAUGUAGAAAAAAAUAAGCUUCCAUCAGAUUCACAAUUUAUAACAGAACCAAGUUCUUCAAACGUAGUCUUUAAACAUGUCGCCAAAUGAUUUUUGUGAGAGUACAUUCUCUUUUUUAUACACAUUAUUUUGUAUCAGUUUUUUUCUCCGCAUCAUAUACCACAGGUUUUCUAAGAGGUGAUAUCAAAGAAAUUGCUUUUGACUUUUGUCUUGUGAAAGCACUUAAUCCCUCCACAUCAGACUGUUCUGAUGAAGCUACAAUAAAGUCGGAAAUGCUUACAGAACACUUUGUAUUUGUUUGGGUAAUUGGUUAACUGUAAGGAUGCAGGGAUACAGGACCAGGCUCAUUAAGUGCGGAUAAAAACACAUAAUUACAGACAUACAAAGCAGAAUUUUAGAAGUCUGUUACAAUGACAAUAUGAGUCAUGGUAAAAUAAAACACCCAGAGACUGUAUCUGCUCAACAAAAAAAUAAAGUAAACUAGUGAUAUUCCUUUAACAGCCGAAAAGAUGCACACAAACGUGUAGUUAGACAAAAUCCAGUGUUUAUUUUGGUAUAUUUACAUAGUAAAAUACAGAAAAACAAAACCUCACAAUAAAUCUUGCUUUGUCCCCAAGUAAUGUUUAAAGGCAGUGAAAACAAUGGGGAGGAUAAAAUAGAUAUUCUUAGAAAUCAAAGGGAAAACAAAUUACACAGCCUUGCUAAAGAAAACCAAAGCAACAGGCAAGUUCUUUUCAGACAUAUUUUUCUGGACUUCCUUUGAGCUGAAGCAUAAUCUGAACAGUCCUGUAAAAGAAAUACACUUUCAGAAUGUGACGGAACAAUUAGUCUUUUAUACGAGCAAAAAAGUGACUUAUUCUGAUGAUGUAUAAUUUUGUAAGAUACAAUCUCUACCCCCUAAAGCAAGGUCACAGACACAUUAAUAUAAGGCAUUCAAAGCCAGAACUGAUCUCCCCAGAUUCUGAAUGUAUAGUGCAACUUUAUAUAACUCAUUAUUUUUCAAUGUAGGCAUCAGUGCACCACGUAAAAGUGCAAUUCUGAUUAGGACGGAGAUGUCCGGACUUGGAUUUAGAGUUGUUAAAAGUCUAAUGUUAACCUUCUUUUGCUCAUCGGAUGAGGAGGGGGCAGAUUCACAUUGCUGAAGACACAUUUUUUUCGAGGGAUGAAAUCUGAGGAUGUCCAACCAGGGAACCCACAAUACAGAAAUCUCCCGAUAAUAACAUUUAAGAGGGUUUCACUCUAAUCCAGAAUUUAUU